This is a messenger RNA of Astyanax mexicanus (Mexican tetra), 1170 nucleotides long. RefSeq names its product mitochondrial pyruvate carrier 2b (gene mpc2b). Gene Ontology annotation, biological process: pyruvate import into mitochondria. The record is from RefSeq and is a predicted model, not a curated record. NCBI's taxonomy places the organism in Eukaryota, Metazoa, Chordata, Actinopteri, Characiformes, Acestrorhamphidae. The coding region runs from base 233 to 616 and encodes 127 amino acids. Gene Ontology annotation, cellular component: mitochondrial inner membrane. Gene Ontology annotation, molecular function: pyruvate transmembrane transporter activity. The transcript has 5 exons.
UGUUCCUCCUCCUUCUGGCCCGCCGGCCCAGCAACCAUCAGUCCCAACAUCAUAGCUAGAAGGUCGAAGGGAGGACGGGGCGGUGGGAGUUGUUUAGGUGCAGUUUAUGAGCGGUUUGGGUCUGUAAGCAGGUACUCGCCGCGGAGAGCCGUCUCGGGGGAGUGACUCGGAGCUAUUGACCGCGCCGUCCUCGCCCGCUUUUGUUUAGUGCUGUUAAUUUAGCCUGGCAGCCAUGGCUAUGGUAGGACUGAGAGCCUCCUACCACAGGGUGCUGGACAGGAUCGAGCAUAUCCUGCCCGCCAAACUGAGACCUCUCUACAACCACCCAGCAGGUCCCAAGACUGUUUUCUUCUGGGCUCCUAUGUUUAAAUGGGGUCUGGUGAUGGCUGGCUUAGCAGAUAUGACCAGACCGGCAGAAAAGCUUAGCAUGUCCCAGUCUGCAGUACUGACUGCCACAGGUCUUAUAUGGUCCAGGUAUUCCCUGGUCAUCAUACCUAAAAACUGGAAUCUCUUUGCUGUCAACUUCUUUGUGGGAGGUGCAGGUGGAUCUCAGCUCUUCCGGAUAUGGCAGUACAAACAAGAUCAGAAGGCAAAGGAGAAGGCUGUGGAGGCUUGAAAACAUCAUUAGCACAUCAUUGUCAUCCAAUGGGUCGAAAGGGAGUCCAAAAAAAAGUGUAAAGUCCACAAAACUCCCUCCCUCCUCUUUUUUAAUGAUCAUCAUAUGUCCACCUCAUUGUUUCAUGCCAGCAUUUUAAUCCCUUAAUUAAUGUUGUCAUGAAGAUAGUUGUCAUCAGCGCACAAAAUCUUACAAGUGAUUCUCAUUUUCUGUCAAAUAUUCUGUAAAGAAAUGAUUGUUGGGAAAGAGAUGCUUUUCAGGGUACAGAGUUGCCAACACAGUACUUACUUUAGACGCCACAGCUCAUCUAAUACUGUUCAAGGAAUGUCUCUAAACACAAACUAUUUCUUAGGAAAUAUUUAUUAAACACUUGUAGACAUUUGUAUUUUUAGUUUUUUUUAGAUUUUGUGUUUUUACAAAGUCCUCUUUGUAGUAGCACUGGGCAUCCAGAUCCUAAUGCAAUUUUUCAACACUCAUCACUUUUGACAUCAACAUGGUCAUACUGGAGUCAUCUUACUUUGAAAAAAAAAAAAAAUAAAGCGACUAAUGGACAA